ACUGAAUCUUGGCUGGCAAGAGACUGGACGAACCAUGAACCACACCUCUACGGUUGACGCUGACACUGCCUUCGGGCCGCAGCUGGCUGGCCAAUUCGACUUUACUCUUUUGUUCGAGCAGUGUAUCCUGUCAAUUGGGCCAUCGGCGGUGCUCCUUCUGGCCUCAUCGGCGCGCAUCGCGUUCUUGACCAAGCGUGCAGCUAUCUUCCAUACUAGCCGCCUGUUAUGGGCCAAGCUCGUAAACACACCCGUCUACGUGUCGCCGGCCACAGUUCGUACACGUUGCUAAUCUCACCAAGGCCGCUCUAUGUAUUCUUUUCGUCCUGCAGCUAGCCAUCUUGGCCCUGUGGAGCACCACCUCAUCCUCUGUCAACACUCACGUGGCUGUCGCUGCCGCGUCCCUCUCCGCUCUUGAUGACUUGGCCAUUGGCGGCUUGCUGUUUGCUGAGCAUCGGUACUCCUAUUCUCCUUCCAUGCUUCUGAGUCUAUACUUCUCAGUCACCAUUCUCCUCGACAUUGCCAAUGUACGCUCGCUUUUUCUCCGGCAGGGCCUCGAUGCCGUCGGAGCCGUCAGCGCCGCGGCGUUGGCGUUCAAGAUCCUCAUGCUUGCCCUUGAAGAAGUUUCCAAGCAAAGUCCAGCUACAUCGAAAGUGUCUCAAGAAUUGUCUAGCGGGUUCUGGAACCGAUCCGUCUUUUGGUGGCUACGGUCGACCUUUCACCAGGGCUUUACGGCGUUCCUCCAGGUGGACGAUUUGCCCACGCUAGACCGGGGGCUAGACACGGCAAGAUUAGGUGCGAAGUUAGAGAAAUCAUGGCAUUCGGCUGACAAGGCUGGCAAAUACUGUCUUGCGGUAGCCACGUGGAACGCGUUCAAGACCACGUUUUGGAGCGCCGUGCUCCCGAGACUUUGUUUCACUGGCUUCAGCUUUGCGCAACCAUUCCUGAUCAACACGAUCAUAGACUUCAUAGGCUCUCCCAGGCCGGAGCAUUCCCGUGGCAUCAUAGGGGGGCUUAUUGGGGCAUCGGCUUUGGUGUAUUUCGGUAUUGCAUUCUCACGAUGCCACUACAUGCACCACACUUAUCGCCUAAUCACGGCGGUUCGCGGGGGUAUGGUGACGCUAAUAUUCGCCAAGGUCUUGGAUUUGGAUGUUGCCACGGCCAACGAGUCCGCAGCGGUCACACUGAUGAGUACCGACAUCGACGGAAUUGCUGCCGGGCUGCAAAAGAUCCACGAUAUUUGGGCUAGCACCAUUGAAAUGGGGUUGGGCAUCUAUCUCUUACAGCGACAAGUCGGCGCGGCCUGCUUCUUGAUCCUGAUCCCCGGCGUCCUGUCCAGUUUCGCGACUGCUAGAGUUGCCCGUGGCAUGGGCCCAGCCAGAGCUCUCUGGAAUUCGAAGGUGCAGGAGCGUGUCAUAACUACGUCGGCCACUCUCAGCCAGAUCAAGGGCAUCAAAAUGAUGGGACUCUCCGAUCGUGUCUCGACGCUGAUUCAGUCGCUUCGGGUUGUAGAACUGGAUUCUUCCAAGGCGUUUCGUUUGUUCUUCGUUUGGAUGAACAUGAUAGCCAAUUUGUCUGACCAAUUGACGCCAAUUGUCAUCAUUGCCGCAGCUGUCUUCUGGACCAAAGGUGGCCAAGGUCUGAGCAUUGCAGAAGCUUUCACGUCACUCUCGAUUGUUACCCUUGUCUCAACCCCUAUUGUCAAUAUUAUUGCAGCUUAUCCUACCUUCGUUGCUGGUCUCGCGUGCUUUGGGCGUAUCCAAGCUUUUAUGCUCGGCACCCAGAGGAUCGAGUAUCGGUCCCUGCCGCCUUCGUCAGAGGCCAGCACGCUCAAGGCAGAUACUCAUGGCGACGAUGUCGAAUUAAGCGUGGUACAACGGGGGGAUACGGUGUGCGACUGGGCAUCAUCAUCAGAAGCAGCACCAGCCAUUCAGAUACAGAAGGCCUCUUUCACCUUGAAAAAUAGCGAAGACGCCAUCCUCAACAACAUAAAUAUGACCUUCUGGCCAUCCAAGCUCAUGAUGAUCGUCGGCCCAGUCGGCUCAGGCAAAUCGACACUUCUCAAAGCUAUACUGGGCGAAGCACGACUGCUGAGCGGCCAUGUUCGCCUUGUCAGCGGCUCAGUUGCAUACUGCGACCAGACAGCAUGGUUGAGGUUGGGCUCCGUGCGUGACAAUAUCGUGGGACCGAAUACGUUUGACAAAAAGUGGUAUGCAACGGUUCUUCGUGCGUGUGCCUUGGAAAAGGACAUGACACAACUUCAAGAUGCGGAUAUGACCUCUGUUGGAAGCGGCGGGAACGCCCUCAGCGGAGGCCAGAAGCAGAGAGUGAGCCUGGCACGAGCUGUCUACUCUCGCUCCCCGAUCAUGCUGCUCGAUAACGUCUUUAGCGCUCUCGAUCAGCAGACGUCCCGCGACGUCUUCGCUCGCCUGUUGGGGCCCGAUGGUCUACUCCGAAAAGAGGGAACAACUGUGGUAAUGGCCACGCACGCAUUGGAGUACUUGUCGUCGGCGGACACGGUUGUCGCCCUUGAUCAGAAAGGCUCAAUAGUCAAGCAAUUGGCUUCCCGCGACAUGUACCUUAGUAAAGAAUAUGUGGAGGCCCUAAAACAAGAUGGUGAGGGAACAGAGACCGAUAAUAUAGGGGAGACAUCUUCAAGGGACGGGACAUCCAGAAAGGCCUCCGCCAAGCAGCCAUCCACCCCGGAACUGAUAAAAAAGGUCGGAGACCUGAGCUUGUACAAGUUUUACUUGCAAUCCUGUGGUGUUUUUAUUUUUAUCAUUUGGCUGGUUCUCGCCGCAGGAUACAUCUUUUCUGGAAAGUUGCCACAAAUUUGGUUGAGGAUUUGGACCGAGCAUGGGACUACGAAUCACCCCGACGCCUACUUUGGAGGCUACUUGGCCUUUGGCUUGAUCUGCACGCUCUUCUCGGGGGCUUGUGUAUACUUCUUCAUGAUUGUCGCUGUACCAAAAUCGGCACAGCAUCUCCACUGGCUUCUACUUCAGGCCGUCCUAGCAGCGCCUCUGUGGUUCUUCACAUCGACCGAUACUAGCAGUGUUCUGAACCGAUUCAGCCAAGACAUGACGCUGGUGGACCAGGUCCUUCCCAUGUCUGUCUUCACAACAACCUUCGACGUGUACAAUGUUAUUGCAGGUGCAGCGUUGAUUGCAUCUGGUGCAACUUACGUCGCUGCCAUUAUCCCCGUUUGUGUCGUGGCCAUUUACUUUAUCCAGAAAUUCUACCUUCGCACCUCGCGUCAAAUGCGACACCUAGAUCUGGAGGCCAAGUCGCCGCUAUACCGUCUCUUCACCGAGACAGCCACUGGCAUCAUUACCGUGCGCGCCUUUGGGUGGAAGAGGGACAUGGCCGAAGACAAUCUACGGCUUCUUGAAGAAUCCCAAAAGCCAUAUUACACGAUGUACUGCAUCCAGCGCUGGCUGAAUGUUGUUCUCGACAUCUUGGUGGCGGCCAUCGCUAUCGCCCUCGUCGGCUUUGCACUGGGCUUCUCCAACACUGCUACUAAGGGCUCCAUUGGACUGGCCCUAGUCAACGUGAUGGAGUUUAACCAGAGCCUUUCGAUGCUCAUCAACUCCUGGACAGGUCUAGAGACGUCGCUAGGCGCCAUCGCGCGGCUUAAGAGUUUCAUCGCCGAGACCAAGACGGAAGGUUUGGGAAUUGAAGAUAAAUUGCCGCCCACCGACUGGCCUCGGCGGGGCGCAAUCCAAUUGAGGCAUGUCACGGCCAAGUAUAAUGCUGAAGACGCUCAAUCUCAGCCUGCUAUCCGGAACGUGGACUUGAAUAUCCUUGCAGGCCAAAGGGUAGCCAUCAUCGGCCGCACUGGGAGCGGCAAGUCGUCUCUCCUUCUGACGUUGUUGCACUUGCUCGAUGUGGAGACGGGCCAAAUCACAAUUGACGGCCUGGACUUGUCGCGCAUUCCCCGGCAGGCGCUUCGUUCGACCAUUGUGGCGAUCCCUCAAGACGCCGUCGAGCUUCCAGGCUCAGUGCGCGAGAACCUCACCUGGUUCGACGCGGGAGCGGCUUCCGAGAGCAGUAGUGUCAUGGACAAGGCCAUGCAGCAGGCGCUGAGCCGUGUCGGCCUCUGGGACAUGGUGAGCCAGCGGGGUGGGCUGGGAAGCAACCUGAACGACGUGGGCCUCUCAGCCGGACAGAAGCAGCUGUUCUCUCUGGCGCGGGCCCUGCUAGAGGUGCGGAAGAGGAAGUGUUCCGGUAGUGGUGGGGGUGGCAUCGUCCUGAUGGAUGAGCCGACGAGCAGCGUGGACCAGGAGACUGACGCAAAAGUUCGCAGCAUUGUAGCGGAGGAGUUUGGAGGCUACACUAUCCUUAUUGCGAGUCAUAGGUUGGACGCGACGAGGGAUGCAGAUGUGGUAGUUCAGGUAGAGGGCGGCAGUGUGGUGCAGGUAGUUGCACAAUGA
Messenger RNA from Purpureocillium takamizusanense, 4430 nucleotides. RefSeq lists its product as uncharacterized. Gene Ontology annotation, molecular function: ATP binding; ATP hydrolysis activity; ABC-type transporter activity. Gene Ontology annotation, biological process: transmembrane transport. The record is from RefSeq and is a predicted model, not a curated record. The transcript is spliced from 14 exons. Bases 474 to 4430 code for a protein of 1318 amino acids. Gene Ontology annotation, cellular component: membrane. Lineage: Eukaryota; Fungi; Ascomycota; Sordariomycetes; Hypocreales; Ophiocordycipitaceae.